AUGGAAGGGCAUUGUGUCUGCCCAUUUAGCGGCUGCAGCUUCAUUGGAACAUACCAUGAAUUGUAUGCCCACGCCAGCAGUGGCCACUCUGACGAUCUGCAGAUGAUUGAAUGUGGAGAAACAAUGUCUAUAAGCUUUGCUAAUCAUCAGAGGGUUGUUCUCAAGGAACAAAGUAGGAGAGGAGGAAAACUCAUUUCUGUGAAUCGUCUCAUCCAACCAAUUGGGGCAUUUUUCCAUGUAAGAUGUAUUUCGCCUAAUGUUCUUGGAAUGGGAAACUUCUCCUCGAAGCUGACGGUUAAAUGGUCCAUGCUUAGUAAGCAUUGCUUACUGAGGUUCAAAGGCUACGAUGGGAAGCUCCGCUUGGGUGAUAUACUUGAGAAAGCGAAGGCCCUGCCAAAGUACCCAUUGACGCCAAUUCAUUCUAACAAGCGUAAGCUGAUUGCAAUCCGGAGGAAAUCGAAGAAAUCAAAGAAGGUGGCAAGCAACAGGCAAGAGAACAUAGCUGAUGGAGAAACUGAAGAACAAGAACAAAGCGAUGAUGUUUGA
Eruca vesicaria subsp. sativa (arugula) is the source of this 546-nucleotide messenger RNA. The record is from the annotation of a GenBank genome assembly. Lineage: Eukaryota; Viridiplantae; Streptophyta; Magnoliopsida; Brassicales; Brassicaceae.